AUGGCCCAACCAAGUCGCUCCGAGCCCUCGAACCCGUCGACCAGCGCUCUCCCCACCAUGUUUCGGCCGCCUGUGAACCGUGCCAUGCGAGCGCUGGACCGAUCGUUUUUCAAGAAGACGCUACCGCUCUCCGCUGCGACGGUGUUCAAGAACUCGGAUAUCUCGAAGGUGCGCGGGACGCUGAACAAGAGCCAGGACUUGCUGGAGGCGCCGAGAUUGAACAUUAUCCGGGAGGUGAAAGUCGACGACGCUGUGAAGAAGUGUCUGUUGCUGAAGGAUGGGGUGAAGCAUGAUGAUGCUGCGACUUGGUCGCCGACACUGAGUGAGCUUGUGGAAAAGGGGACGGUUGCUAUGAGAGGUUAUGAUUUGACCUUGGAGUAUGAUUAUUGGGCGUAUGCGGAUAUCAUGGAUGCCAUCAUACCGGAAGAUUUGCUGGCGGAAUUCCCGCAAGGAUAUACGCAAGUUGGUCAUGUUGGUAUGUCACUCUGA
Messenger RNA from Aspergillus melleus, 489 nucleotides. Its product is annotated as tRNA(m(1)G37)methyltransferase. The record is from RefSeq and is a predicted model, not a curated record. Lineage: Eukaryota; Fungi; Ascomycota; Eurotiomycetes; Eurotiales; Aspergillaceae. The transcript has 3 exons. The coding region runs from base 1 to 489 and encodes 162 amino acids.